Molecule: messenger RNA, 279 nt
Organism: Linum tenue
Lineage: Eukaryota; Viridiplantae; Streptophyta; Magnoliopsida; Malpighiales; Linaceae
Source: the annotation of a GenBank genome assembly
GUCCAUAUAUAUCGCACAAGAACCAGAAACCUCCGAUUCUCCCAAGUUCCACAGUACAAGUCAUCUGCAGUCGCCAAAGAAACCAUUCUCGAAAUCGAAUUAAUCCCAAUUGGAUGCAAGAAUCUUGGCACAGUUCGUGACUGGAAUAUUUUUCUCUGCUGUUUACCAGUAUUUUUAUGUAAUCGUGGGAUUUUCCCCUCUUUUCCCCUUCAAUUUUCCAGCUUUUCGACUGGAAAAUUCAUACCGGGUCAAUAUAUCGCAAAAAGUCAAUAUAUCGCA